UGCAAUGAGACGAUUGUCAAUUUUCGUCCAGCUCACUAUUUCUCUACGUUCGUCGCAUCGAUAAACAAAAGCAUCCGCGAAAAAAAGAGUUUUCAACGCAAAAAAGAUGCAUUUUGCCGUGAAAAAAGUGCCACUCAAGCAUAUUCUCCGCAAGUGACCGAUUUUAGCAUGUGUAAGGUGUAUAUCUUAGAAAAAAGUGAUAGAAUUUUCCACGGGUGGAAAUUGAACAAUUUUCCUUCGUUUUGAGAGCUACAGAAAGGGGGAACGACCCAUUGGCACCGUGGUGUUGGUAGAAGUGCUGAAGAGUGUUGUACGUACAAGUCGCCGCUUAGCUGGCGGUGCAGCUCAGCGGCAUAGUGGCGACAUCGGAAGUACAAAACCUAUACAUGUGUGAGUGGGUGUAGGUACGCUGUUUUUGGUAAUAAAAAACUUAGUAUAAAAGUUAGAAAAACCAGCAGAACAGUGUCGCACCCCUUAAGCAGCAAAGGUAUAGAGAGAUCAGCGGGGAAGAUCUUUUUGUUUUAUGGCAACAAAAAAGUAAUAAAAAAUCUCCCUCAGUGUGUGGUGAUAAGAAAACGUCACUAAGGGGUGCGUGCGUGAGUAAACAAAAGAAAAGUUGUAGCCGCCAAAGGAAAGCAGAACAGUUCUGAUUGUCGGUCAGAACGAGAAUUAUGUUAACAGCCUUCUACAUUGCGGCAGUAGCAUUCUGUUUACAAAGCUCAGUAUCAAUAGGAGAAACGACCAAUGUGCUGGAUAUAGCAAAUAAUGGGUUAAUCAAACCUUUGCCUGCAGCAGAGAAAUUUAACCGACGAAAAAAGACUGAAAAGCUGCCAUAUCGUGAUGACGAGGAAAAAAUCGAGCUUGGCGUUUGCCAGGUGUACGUCGGAACUACUUGCGACGAAUUUUUGCGCAACCAAACCGUAUUCAUUACACCGGACAUCACGAUGGAAGUGUUGGAAGAGCGACUCAAGGCAGCUUACGGCGUCAUCAAGGAAUCCAAAGACAUGAACGCCAACUGCCGAGUGUACGCUUUGCCUAGUUUAUGCUACAGUAUUCUGCCCGUGUGUCGAACACCGGAGAAAACCAACCAUCAAUAUUUCGCCAACAAAGCAGCGGCCGAAGCAGUUCGACGUGGCAGCGGAUACAACCGGUCAAAGUUUAAAUCUCACGAAAAGAAAAACAAUCGAAAAUCAGCCAUAAAAACUACGACUGUUUCUUCUACGGUGAUGACUACUACGGAAAGACUAAAAGUAUACUUCAGUGGUGGAGUAGCUCCAACCUUCAACAUCAACGACUUCAACGGCGAUAUUGUUACAGAGAAUACUUUGAACGAUGGGGGUCGUAAAAGAAGAUCGAGCGAUGUUGAAGCUGAUAAAAGUCGACGCUUCUUGCAGCAAAACACCUACAUAAGCGAUGAUGGUUAUUACUCAUCUUACUCAGCUAACGCCAACAGUAAGAAAAACUAUCCUCCAACAAGAAACACUGAAAAUUUACGACGUAUCUGCAGAAAUGACUGUGAACUGUUGGAAAAUGAGCUGUGUCAAACAGAAUAUGCGAUAGCUAAACGACACCCAACGAUCGGACAGAAACUUCCACUGGAAGAGUGUGAUGAUCUACCACUGCAAGAUUCGGUUGAUGGAACCAUAUUGAACGGGAUUGGAGGACUCGGCAGUUCAGGGGAUAUGGAAUGCAUGCGGUUGGGUAUCAAAAUGGAUAUUGUCCCAGACGAUGAUUGCUACUGGGAAACCGGCAUCACUUACAGAGGUAUAUUGGCGAAAUCCAAUUCUGACAAACCUUGUAUGCGAUGGUCUAAACUGAUGAGGGAAAUUUCAAACUAUCCGGAGCUGGCAGGCCAUAACUAUUGCAGAAAUCCAGGUGGUGAACAAGCCUCACCUUGGUGUUAUGUGGAUCUUAAGAAAACCAUAGAGUUUUGCGAAAUCCAAAGGUGCUCAGAGCGGAUGUGGCUAUAUUUGAUCGUUAGCUUUGUAGCCUUCUCCACAACAAUUUUCAUAAUUGUGACAAUCCUGUGUUGCAGAAAGUACAGGAAGCAUGGCGUUUCGAACAUACAAAAUAUUAAUCUCCCGAAUGCAGACAAGAACAUUUAUGGAAAUUCUCGUCACAAUUCGCCAAUCGAAAUGACUUCUCUUAUCGCCAAUCAAAACGCAACCGGUGCUAUCAAUAGAAACUCCGAGAAUGGAGGUAUUCAAGGAUUGACCAGCGGUCAAACGGGAAAUCAAGGUCAAACUUCACAAUCCCGUAACAAUGGUAUAGCUCGGGUCCCCCAGUAUACAUUGCAAGACGUGCGCUUUGUAGAAGAGCUUGGAGAAGGUGCCUUCGGAAAGGUUUACAAGGGUGAACUUACGCAAAAAGAUGGCGAUAAAAUCUUUGUCGCUGUCAAAGCUCUGAAAGAAAAUGCCAGUGCUAAAACGCAAGCCGAUUUUAAACGAGAAAUCGAGCUGAUUUCUGAUCUCAAACAUGACAACAUUGUUUGUAUACUGGGUGUAGUUCUGAAGGAGGAACCGCUUUGUAUGUUGUUUGAAUAUAUGGCACAAGGCGACUUGCAUGAAUUUCUCAUCGCAAACUCUCCGAAUGAAGGAAAGCAACUAACGCAGUUGCAAUUUUUAUUGAUUGCCCAGCAGAUUUGCGAUGGUAUGGAAUAUCUCGCCAGUCACCAUUAUGUUCAUAGAGAUUUGGCCGCUAGGAAUUGUUUAGUUGGAGAGCAUUUGACUGUAAAAAUCUCAGAUUUUGGAUUGUCGCGUGAUAUAUACAGUUCUGAUUAUUAUCGAGUUCAAUCUAAGUCGCUGCUGCCCGUUCGCUGGAUGCCGUCUGAAUCGAUCCUCUAUGGUAAGUUCACAACAGAAAGCGAUGUCUGGUCUUACGGAGUAGUAUUGUGGGAGAUCUAUAGUUACGGGCUGCAACCGUACUACGGAUACAGUAAUCAGGAAGUUAUUAACAUGGUCCGAGCCAGGCAGCUGCUACCAUGUCCAGAAGCUUGCCCAAGUGCAGUUUACUCGCUGAUGGUUGAAUGCUGGCACGAGCAAGCGGUUCGUCGUCCAACAUUCCCGGAAAUCGGCCAUCGCCUUAAAAUUUGGUAUCAAGCUCAAAAGAGAAAUGAACAAAACGAACAAGGUUUUAAUCGUAAAGGGUCCGUCUUAAGUGUCAACAAUCAACGAAUGUCCUCGCAAGGAAAUCUAAAUGCAGUUACGCCCUCAUCAUCGUCCAGCCAUCAUUCACUGAACCGAAACACGUCCGUAGAUCCUCGAGAUCAAAUGCCACAGCAGCAGCUACCACAUUCGACCCACCAGCCUCGUAAACAUCAUCACUCACUAGAACGGGAAAAGAUGUUGCGCACCAACCAGCAACAAACCCUUCAGCAACCACAACCUCACCACCAUCACUCUCGAUCCCAUCAUCAGCAUCACAACUCGUUGGAUCGCUCCAACAGCGGCAAGCUUGAGGAUAGUGAACAGUUUGAAACACAAAGCAAUCGCAGUUUCUACCACAACGCCGGAACCAGCCGCAGCAGUAAGAGUAUACAUUCUAUGCAAGAGAAUCCUCAAUCGCAAUCACAUCACCAUCAACAUCAACCAAGCGUCCAAUCAUACAAGAACUUCAGUUUGCCUCGCAAAAGCAUCGACAGUAACUUGGAAUUUGGGGAUGGGGAGACAACGGCUGCUAGCAGUCCAGGGAUGGGUUAUUCCAACCGUGACUCCAAACGUCCUCCCAAAGACCCGCAUCGCCAUCAUCAUCAUCACCAUCACCAUGGCUCUGGACGAAGUCGGCGGAUGGAACAAUCAGCCGGAACCAUUUCGGUUUCAUCGCUCACCAGUGAGGCUGACCUAAAUCAGCAGAAUCAAACAAUACCAAAGAAUAGUACCCAGUCACUGGCACAACCAUUGAUGAGUCGAAAACCGAGCAACAGCGGAAGCAUUCUUAGCGUAGCGAGCGAGUCCAACAGUUCCUUUGGUAACGUCAACUGUAACAGCAACAAUAACUGUAACAGUCCGGCAACAAUAGCAACGACGCCAUGCGGUGACUCCUCUGGACUUCCUCUGAUGCAAAGCUCGUAUCACGAAUGAUGAUCCUAGAAAUGGUGACUCUUGUUUAAAUAUUUAUUUAAUACAAUACAUGCAUUUAUCAUAAUUACGGUAAGUUUGAAAGUGGAAAUCAUGAGCAAGUAGGAGUUUUAGAUAAGCGAAACACACAAUACUAAGAGGGAAGUAAGCUCAUUUGGUAGCACAUAGGAUAAAUGGUUCUCAAAGACGAUAAGCUGGUAGCUAGAAGAUAGCGAGAUGGAUGGUUUUUACUCCUUGUGUAACGGUGAUCUCUUUUUUGACUGCUUGCACGAUUUAAACAUUGAAGUAUUACAAGACUUGUAUUAUAUGUUCAAAGACUGCCCAAUUUUUUAUGUUCGCGGAAAAGAAAAACAAUCUACUAAGAAAAGUUUGAUUAUUUUACCAAGCCGAGUAUUUUUAAGCAGCUUUUUUAUAUUAUUAUCAUUGUCAUUACUUCACGUCAAGUUAUUUUACGCUAUCAACAGGAACAUUCAUCCAUCUCAAGAAUAUUGUCACCCUUUAUAAACUAAUCUCAAAGAAAAAGACGGCAUAGCUUUAUGCCUGGUGAAAUAAACUUAAGUAUUACAUGAACACGAAA
Molecule: messenger RNA, 4653 nt
Organism: Wyeomyia smithii (pitcher-plant mosquito)
Lineage: Eukaryota; Metazoa; Arthropoda; Insecta; Diptera; Culicidae
Gene: Ror
Product: tyrosine-protein kinase transmembrane receptor Ror
Exons: 7
Coding region: 672-4079 (1135 amino acids)
Biological process (GO): protein phosphorylation; cell surface receptor protein tyrosine kinase signaling pathway; multicellular organism development
Cellular component (GO): signaling receptor complex; membrane
Molecular function (GO): transmembrane receptor protein tyrosine kinase activity; ATP binding; protein binding
Source: RefSeq, a predicted model, not a curated record